This is a messenger RNA of Lathyrus sativus (Indian pea), 2805 nucleotides long. The record is from the annotation of a GenBank genome assembly. Lineage: Eukaryota; Viridiplantae; Streptophyta; Magnoliopsida; Fabales; Fabaceae.
AUGGCUUCAAAAGCUUUGCUUCCACAACCACUUUCUCCAUAUAUUUGCCAUGAUCCAAAGAGUGUUGUUUCUUCCAAAGGUUCUUCUUCUUCGUCUCAGUUCAGAAGGGUUGUAGGUUCGGUUUCAGAAAGGUCAAAUCCCAAGUUUCGUGUUUCAGAAGAUUCAACAAUGGAUGAACAUGAAGGUUCCAUUAUUACAUCGGUGAUUGGUAUUCUAAGUGGUUAUAUAGGAAGAUACGUAAAAGAUGAUAGUUUCAGGAGAACUAUAAGAGACAAAUGUAAUUCGUUUUUGUUCAAUAACGAUAACGAUAACGAUAAUGAUAAUGAUAAUGAUGAUGAUGAUGAAAGCUUUGUGAAAAUGGAGUUUUGUAUGGAGAAAAUUGACAAAUUGAUAGAAGAUCAUCAAAGAACAAUGAUGAAAAGCUUAAGAAACUCCAUUGAGGUUUUAACCAAAAUAGCUUCGUCUAAAUCUUAUCUUUCAUCUUGUGCUGAACUUUACUUAGCAAUAUCUUAUAAGUUACUCAAAAAUGAUAGAGUUUCUUCAAAGCAUUUGCUUCAAGUGUUUUGUUAUUCGCCGAAUUCGGCUAGAACUUAUCUUCUUUCCGACCUUUGGGAGCAUUUGUUUCUUCCUCAUGUUCUUCAUCUCAAGAUUUGGUAUACUAGUGAAUUCGAGUUUCUUUCGAAUGAAGUUCAUGUUGGCGAGAAGGAAAAGAAGAUGAAACUUUUGAACAAAGUUUACAAUGAGAAAAUGGAUGGUGGAACUUAUCUUUUUGCUAUGUAUUAUAAGCAAUGGCUUAAAGUUAGUGGUGCUAGUGUGCCUCCUCUUCCUAUUGUUCCUUUGCCAUCAAGGCCGAGUUCUAGAUCGUCGAGAAGAAUGUCUUCCGAUUCUACCCUUUCAAAUUCUUCAAUUAAUCCAAACUUAUACAAGGCGGUGUUUGGCCUCAAAGAAGAGAAGCAAAAACCUAUUAGUCUUGGUGAGCAAACCGGAAUUUCGACACUAAGCAAAGGAUUAGAGAUGGAUAAAAAACUAUAUGGCGAUGAUUAUAAAUACAGUUCGGUUCAGAAAGAAGACAUGUUAUCGUUUGGAAGAUCAUCGAACCGAAUUGACAAGAAUCAAGCUCAGAGAUUGGAUUAUUUUAAGUGCUUAUCUUGCAGGUUCAUACCAACAGAUAAUAGUAUGGCAAAAAUCAGUUAUAUCAAAUCUAAGAAUGCUUCUUCAAGUGUUCUUUCAAGUGAGUUAGUUGAAGCCAUUACAACUAUAUGUUCAUCCAAUAAUUUAACCGAAUGUGAAUUCGCUAUUCGCGUCGUUACCAAAGCUUGGUUGAACUCACCUGGUGAUCCUCUUAUAGAAGAAGCAUUGACACAAACUAGUAUAAUUGAAGGUAUCUUAGAGGUGUUAUUUGUCUCGACCGAAGACGAAAUUCUUGAGCUGAUUAUAUCAAUUUUAGCCGAAUUAAUUGCAAGAAACGACGCGAUUAGACAAAUCAUUCUGAAUUCUGAUCCUCAACUUGAAAUUUUUGUGAGGCUUUUAAAAAGUACUAGUCUUUUUCUUAAGGCUUCGGUGCUUCUUUAUCUGUCGAAACCAAUGGCGAAACAAAUGAUAUCGUCGGAAUGGGUGCCAUUGAUACUUAGAGUGUUGGAAUUCGGCGAUAAACUGCAGACGCUUUUCACAGUUCAAUGUAGUCCUCAGGUCGCCGCGUUUUACAUUUUGGAUCAACUUUUGAACGGUUUCGAUGAAGAUAAGAACUUAGAGAAUGCAAGACAAGUUCUUUCAUUGGGUGGAUUGACACUUUUAAUGAAAAGAGUUCAAGAAGGAGAGAUUCAUGAGAGGGAGAAUUCUGUUUCAAUGAUUUUAUGUUGCGUUCGAGCCGAAGGAAGCUGUAGAACCUAUUUGGCCGAAAAUAUUAACAAGAGUUCUUUGCUCGAACUCGUUGUUCUUGGAAGGAAACAAAGUUCAAGUCGCUACGCGUUGUCUUUGCUAUUUGAAUUGCUUUACCUUGAUAGAAGAACCAAGAUUACGAAUUUCUUGAGAGGACUUAAAGAUGGAUGGAGUGGAUUAAGCACAAUCCACAUAUUCUUCAUUUACCUUCAAAAGGCUUCACCCGACGAAAAGCCUUUAGUUGCGGUGAUACUACUGAUGCUUGAUCUUAUGGAAGAUAAUCAUGUCAAGGGGAGCAUAUAUAGAGAAGAAGCUAUUGAUGCAAUUGUAGCUUCCUUAAAUUGUCAAAUAUGUGAUGAUAGAGUUCAACAACAAUCAGCAAAAGCUCUACUUUUAUUAGGAAGCCAUUUCUCUUAUGCAGGAGAAUCACUUAUGGAAAAGCUGCUUUUACAAAAAGCAGGUUUCCAAGAAUUUUCCUUGCAAGAUUCAUUUCCUAUUUACAAGGAGGAAGAAGAAGCUGAAAGCUGGCACAAAAAAGCAGCUUAUGGCUUAUUCAAAAGUGGAAAUAAGAAAUUUCUAUCUUCACUUGCAAAUUGUGUAGACAAUGGUAUCCCUUGUUUGGCACGUGCAAGUCUUACAACUAUUUCAUGGAUGAGUAGCUAUCUCCACUUAGUUGAAGAUUCAAAGUUUUCAUCAAUGGCUUUCUCAAUCUUAAUACCACAUUUGCUUCAAUCAUUGAAUUAUGAUAAUGAUGUUGAAGAAAGAGUUCUAGCUUCAUAUUCUUUGUUGCAUCUUACAAAAAAUUUAGGAUGUAUUUCUACCCUACCGUCGUUAAAUAAAGAUUCAAUCACACAUCUGAGAAAUCUCUCUCUAGUGACAUGGACUGCAAACGAGCUUAUAUCAAUAUUCACAAAGAAAAACAUCUAA